GCAGGAUUGGCCUUUGGGGUCGCAGCAUGGGAGCGGUGACUGCCCUGCUGCAUGGUGACAGAGACCCUAGUAUAGCUGGGAUGGUGAUAGACUCGGCGUUCGCGGACAUCCGAACACUGGCGAGUGAUUUAGCUGAAGAACUCGGGUUGAGACUGCCGGGCAUAAUGCUCAGUGUUGUGUUGGGAAUGUUGAGGUUGUCUGUUAGAAGCAAGGCCCAUUUCGACAUAUUCGACUUGCAGCCUAUUGCGCAUGUCGAUCGAACGUAUAUUCCGGCUUUGUUUACGGCGGCUCGAAACGAUACUUUCGUCAACCCACGUAAUACUGAUACCCUCUUUGAAAAAUAUGCUGGUGAUAAAAAUCUGGUUAAAGUGGACGGCAACCACAACUCGACUAGGCCGAAAUUCUUGAUGCAUUCGAUUGCGAUAUUUUUCAUCAAUACUCUGGGAUGUGAGGCGACAGUUGAUGCGAUAUUGGAUUUGGAAAGCCUCUCACCGUGUAGUGAGGAGAGGGCGAACGCCGCUGAUGAGGAGUCGACACGCAACGAGGUUCGGGAUUUGAUACCGAUCCCGGCGCCUCCUCGUCGAGAUCACAUUAAGUUUGGAAAUGACCGAUUGAUCGACGCUGGUAGGAGGUGGGUCGUCGGGUUGGAUAUGAAAGUUUAA
Molecule: messenger RNA, 662 nt
Organism: Perkinsus marinus ATCC 50983
Lineage: Eukaryota; Perkinsozoa; Perkinsida; Perkinsidae
Exons: 6
Source: RefSeq, a predicted model, not a curated record